Thamnophis elegans (Western terrestrial garter snake) is the source of this 2105-nucleotide messenger RNA. RefSeq names its product transmembrane protein 143 (gene TMEM143). Bases 88 to 1356 code for a protein of 422 amino acids. The transcript has 8 exons. Gene Ontology annotation, cellular component: mitochondrion. The record is from RefSeq and is a predicted model, not a curated record. NCBI's taxonomy places the organism in Eukaryota, Metazoa, Chordata, Lepidosauria, Squamata, Natricidae.
CUAAAAGAUUAGAAUUGCGGGCGGAAGAGAGAAAGGAACAUUGUGCGCAUGUGCCGCCAGAUUCAAUGUCAGGCUUCUUUUUAAAGAAUGCUGAGCAUAACCCGGUUAGCCCUGGGGACCAAGAUUAUAGGGUUGUCUUUGCGUGGCAAGGCCUCCCUUGCUGCCACGAUGAUGAAAUAUCGGAAGAUGCGGAAGCCAACAGAACCACAGAACUGGGCACUGGAUUAUCAGGAGAAAUACAUCCCAUUUUCCAAGAACCAACUGGUUGAAGCCCUGGUAAAGGAGUUCCACUCUUCUAAUCAUGAAGAACGUAUCUCAUUCUUGCAGUUUGUGUCUCAGGUGGAUUCAUCCCUUGUACACCAUUACUACUCUGUUUUGGAGCAGCUACAGACACUCUAUACACCUAUUGAUCCUGACCGGGACACACUGCAGGAAUUCCCUUUGACAGAUGCCGAACGGUUAAUAAAAGAACAUAAAGUUUUGGCCACGAUGGAACCACUGUUGGAUCAAGCCAACUUCAACAAGUUGUCAGAAGAAGCACUGGCUUAUGCACUGAUUGUCAAUCACCCUCACGAUGAAGUUCAGGUGACAGUGAAUUUGGAUCAAUACGAAUACAUCACCUUCUGGGCUCUGGGCCAACGGAUAGGACCUCUGCGAGUGAUGGCUGCAACUCGAGCCCAGAGGGCAGGCUUCUUCGGCACUGCUCGGAUUCCUGCAGACAGGCACUACUUCAAACGAGUUAUAGUGGCUGCCCGAACCAAGAAUUCCAAACUGGUGCUGAAAUGCUUUAAGGACAUCCCUCUGGAAGGCCUGGAGCAGCUGCUGCCCUUGGUCAAAGUCCGCACCUCCAUCUUCCACAGAGCUCUGCUCAACACUAUGCUGGUUGUGAGCGGCUUGGCCCUCUUUGUGAACGUGGGCAUGGUGGUGCUGUCCGACCUCAAGAUAGGAACCACCACUCUGCUCAUCUUCUUUGCUGCCUUAAUGGCCUUCAGGGCCUGGAAGGUCUUUGGCCAGCGGAGGAACAUCCACUCUCUCGAACUGGUACAUAUGCUGUACUACCGCAGCACCUCCAAUAACUCAGAGCUUUUGAAUGCCCUCACUCUGCGAGCCCAGGAGGAGCAUGCCAAGGAAGUCAUCUUGGCACACAGUUUCCUAUUACGGCACCAGCAGCAGCAGCCCUUGCCUAAGGAGACAGGAGUGGAAACAGACUGUAACCCUGUUGAACACCUGAGGAAACAGGUUGAGGCUUGGCUGCGUCAACGCUCUGGGCUUGAAAUUAACUUCUGUGCUGAACGUGCCUGCAAGCAUCUCAAGGAAUUGGGAGUUAAGGGAGCAGCCCAUCCUGUCAUUGGAUGAGAGCUUCCUAGGAUUGUUUUAAUUGGUGUUUGGGGCUCUAAAUCAGCCUUGUCCCUGUGGUAUUGAGCAUGCCAGGUUUUGAAGGCGAAAGGAUGUGAACCUUAUUUUUCCAAAGCUCUAAGAGAACAGUGCCCUGUGGUGUAAUUACUUAUGCCACAUGGAUCCUUAGAAGCUAUUGGAUUUCAGCUCCCGAGAUGUGCUUCAGUUAACGCCAGAUUUUCUUCCAGAUAUCCUGUUGGAAACGUGCUGUAAUGUUAACAUUUGCAUGCUAUGAAAGUACUAUUUGGAGUACAACCUUAGACCUCAUUAUACAAAGCCAUAAUGCACCUCAGAUUCUCUUCUUCACAGAGAGGAACUUUCUUGCUUUUAAAAUAUCAGCACUUUUUAUUAGACAUGCUGUUUUUUUCCCCUUUGAGCUGUUUAUUUUUCUUUCCCCAAGGAAUGAGGGGAAGCAGUUUACAUUUGAAAUGAGCACUGUGCAAAGCAGUGAAUCUCUUUUGCAUUUAGGGCGAGAUGGGUUUUUAAUAUCAUGUGCUAGCCUGCUGGGGGCAUUUCUGAAAAAUAUAUUAAAUCACGUCUGCAGCACUUUGAAUUGCAUAGUAUACACUUAAUGCCAGGCUUGAAAGCCAUAUCACAUGCUAGGCUUCCUUGCUUUAAUUUUUUUUUCCUGCCAGUUUUACAGAGGUGGCAGAGGUUCACGUUUUCCAUCCUGUGUGGUCCUGAAGAAAAUAGCAAGUUCAGGUUGUUUG